UUUAUAUCCCGGUUUUUUUUCCCGUUUGGGAAGGGAUGAAGGACGAGGCCGAAGGCUGCGGAUUCCCAGCGGGAUCCGGGGUCAAGGUUUUCCUGCACUGGAGCGGGGACGAGGAGCGGGAAAUAUUCCGGAUUUAUUCCCGAGGAUCGCUGAGCGCCGAGGAAAUCUGCAUCGACCUGGCCCGGAGGAUCGGAAUUUCGCCGCUGUGCUGCAGCCUGUUCGCGCUCUACCAGCCCGGGAGGAGGAUGUGGCUCCCGCCCAACCACCAGUUCCACAUCGCGGAGGAAAGCGACGUCUGCCUCAUCUUCAGGAUGAGGUUUUAUUUCCGGAAUUGGCACGGGCUGAACGGGCGGGAGGCGGCGGUGUUCCGGAACGUUCCGCGCCCGGGGGAUGGGCCCGAGGAGAAGGCGCCGGGAGCGGCCGUGCUGGACGGAGCCUCCUUCCAGUACCUGUUCGAGCAGGGAAAAUUCGACUUCAUCCACGACGUGGCGUCGCUGCGGGAUUUCCGGAGCGAAUCCGAACUCCAGGGAUUCAAGAACGAGAGUUUGGGAAUGGCCGUGCUGCACCUGGCCCAGCUGGCGCUCCGUAGGGGCGUGUCCCUUCCGGAGGUGGCGCGCAAGUACAGUUUCACCCAGUGCAUCCCGCGUUCCUUCCGCCUCCACAUCCGCCAGCACAACUUCCUCACCCGUUUCCGCCUCAAGAGCGUUUUCCGGCGUUUCCUGCGGCGUUUCCAGCGGCACACGGUGGCGGCGGGGAAGCUGACGGAGCGGGACGUGAUGUACAAGUACCUGGCCACCCUGGAACAGUUGGCUCCCGCCUUCGGGUGCGAGAUAUUCCCGGUUUUUGCCUUGGAAACGGCGGCCGAGGCUCAGGCGGAGCGGGAGCGGCGUCCCGGGAACGGGGAGGUCACUCAUCAGCUCUUGGUCAGCGGAACCGGAGGGGUCCAGUGGAGGCCGGCACCGGUGGAGAGCGCGGAAAACUUUUCCCGGCGCGGAUAUUUCGGGAGGAAAUCCAGGAGGAAGGAGGAGGAGGAGGAGGAAGAGGAAGAGCGGAGCGAUCCCGGCUGGAGGCGGUUCUGCGAUUUCCGGGAAAUCACGCACGUGGUGGUGAAGGAUUCCAGGGUCAGCAUCCAUCGGCAGGAUAACGAGUGCCUGGAGGCGCUGCUCCCGUGCCGCGGCAGCGCGCUGGCGCUGGUGGCUCUGCUGGACGGUUAUUUCCGACUGACGGCCGACUCCAGCCAUUACCUGUGCCACGACGUGGCGCCGCCGCGCCUGCUCCUCAGCAUCCACAACGGCAUCCACGGGCCCAUGCAUGAGGAUUUUGUUUUUGCCAAGCUCCGUCGGGAAGAGCCGGAGGAAGGGCUCUACAUCCUCCGCUGGAGCGUCCUGGAUUUCAACCGGAUCAUCCUCUCCGUGCUCAAGCGGAGCCACCAGCAGGCUCCCGGAACGCCGGGAGCCUUCAAGUACCGGCAGUUCCGGAUCCAGAGGAAAGGAGAUUCCUUCGUGCUGGAGGGUUGGGAUCGGGAAUUCCCGAGCCUGCGGGAACUCCUGGAUGUUCUCAAGGGUUGCACCCUCAAAUCCGGGCAGGAAAACUUCACGGUGAAGAGGUGCUGCCCGCCCAAGCCGGGAGAGAUCUCGGACCUGCUGAUCGUGAGGAGGGCGAAGGAGGAGGGGAAGCAGAUCCUGAACCUCACCCAGCUCAGCUUCCACCAGAUCCGCAAGAACGAGAUCGUCCAGCGCUCCCACCUGGGCCAGGGCACCCGGACCAACAUCUACGAGGGGAUCCUGAGCGUCUGCGGGAAUUCCGGGAACGACGAGGAGGAUUUUUCCGCGGAGCAGAACAACAACAACAACGGGCGGGAGAUGCGGGUGGUGCUCAAAGUGCUGGAUCCCAGCCACAGGGACAUCGCCCUGGCGUUCUUCGAGAGCGCCAGCCUGAUGUCCCAGGUGUCCCACGUCCACCUGGCCUUCGUGCACGGCGUCUGCGUCCGCGGCUCCGAGAACAUCAUGGUGGAGGAGUUUGUGGAGCACGGGCCGCUGGACGUGCUGCUCCGCAAGGAGAAGGGCAGGAUCUCCGUGGGCUGGAAAAUCACCGUGGCCAAACAGCUGGGGAGCGCCUUGAGCUACCUGGAGGAUAAAAACCUGCUCCAUGGGAAUGUGUGUGCCAAGAACAUCCUGCUGGCCAGGAAAGGGCUGGAGGACGGAUCCGUGCCCUUCGUAAAACUCAGCGAUCCCGGGGUCAGCUUCACCGUCCUCUCCCGGGAAGGUACGGGACAAAAUCCACUUUAUUUUAUUUUCCUUUUCCCUAAUAAUUCCCAUGGCAUGUGCCAGAGAUCUUUUCACAAAGUAUCCCAAAAUUUGGUAUUUUAAUAGGGGAAUUUUACCUGGUUUGGUUCCCAAAGCUGCUCUCAGGGAUGAUCCAACCCCAGUGCUGGAAAUCCCA
Molecule: messenger RNA, 2442 nt
Organism: Cyanistes caeruleus (blue tit)
Lineage: Eukaryota; Metazoa; Chordata; Aves; Passeriformes; Paridae
Source: RefSeq, a predicted model, not a curated record